Messenger RNA from Prionailurus viverrinus (fishing cat), 3820 nucleotides. RefSeq names its product BCL6B transcription repressor (gene BCL6B). The transcript has 9 exons. Gene Ontology annotation, molecular function: protein binding; DNA-binding transcription factor activity, RNA polymerase II-specific; RNA polymerase II cis-regulatory region sequence-specific DNA binding. Gene Ontology annotation, biological process: regulation of transcription by RNA polymerase II. Lineage: Eukaryota; Metazoa; Chordata; Mammalia; Carnivora; Felidae. Bases 444 to 1853 code for a protein of 469 amino acids. The record is from RefSeq and is a predicted model, not a curated record.
AUACCUUACGUUGGAAGGGGGGAGUUUCCCUGUAUUCACUCUCCGGGAACAGGCACCCCCUUCCAAAAGCCAGCACACCAAUUUUCGCUGCCCCAGGCCCCUCGACGACCCGGGUCGCCCAUGUUUCCGAUCUCGAGAUUCCCCAACCCCCUCCCCAAUUCCACCGUCCCAUCCCCGGUUCCACUUUCAGUGGCCCAAGACCCCUGACGUUACGACCACCCAGGGUUUCUGAGGUCCCGCCCUCAAGCCGGAGACCCCGCCCCGGGCUCGCCAUCUGGAGAGCAAGGGAGGAAGGAAGGAUACAGACCCAGGCGUUCACCCCACCUCCACCCCCGCCCCCGCCAUCCCGGCCAGAUAAAGGCGCCGAGUCCAGGAGGGGAGAGGGACCCCGCCCCCCUGAGAAGAGAAGCCGCAGCCCCUGCAGGACGGGGGCCUGCGUCGCGAUGGGCUCCACCGCCACCCCGGAGGGGGCGCUGGGCUACGUCCGCGAGUUCACGCGCCACUCCUCCGACGUGCUCGGCAACCUGAAUGAGCUGCGCCUGCGCGGGAUCCUCACUGACGUCACGCUGCUGGUUGGCGGGCAACCCCUCCGCGCCCACAAGGCGGUUCUUAUCGCCUGCAGCGGCUUCUUCUAUUCAAUUUUCCGAGGCCGCGCAGGAGUGGGGGUGGACGUGCUCUCCCUGCCCGGGGGCCCCGAAGCCGGAGGCUUCGCUCCCCUUCUGGACUUCAUGUACACCUCACGCCUCCGCCUCUCUCCCGCCACUGCGCCCGCGGUCCUUGCGGCCGCCACCUACUUGCAGAUGGAACAUGUGGUCCAGGCAUGCCACCGCUUCAUCCAGGCCAGCUAUGAACCUCUGGGCAUCUCUCUGCGGCCUUUGGAGGCAGAACCCCCCACGCCGCCGAUGGCCCCUCCCCCGGGCAGUCCCAGGCGCUCCGAAGGACACCCGGACCCACCUACUGAAUCUCGCAGCUGCAGUCAAGGUAGCCCAGACCCCAAGGCCUGCAACUGGAAAAAAUACAAGUUCAUCGUGUUAAACUCUCAGGCCUCCCAAGCGGGGAGCCUGGCGGGGGAGAGGAGUUCCGGUCAACUUUGCCCCCAAGCCGGGCUCCCCAGUGGAGAUGAGGCUUCCAGCAGCAGUGGCAGUGAAGAAGGACCCAUUCCUGGUCCCCAGAGCAGGCUGUCUCCAACUGCUGUCACGGGACAGUUCAAGUGUGGGGCUCCAGUCCAUACCCGCCAUCUCCUCACAGCCCCGGCUCAAGAGACCCCUGGCUCACACUCUGGGCCGGCUUGUCCCCCACCAGGAAGUGAAUUUUUCAGCUGCCAGAACUGCGAGGCUGUGGCCGGGUGCUCGUCGGGGCUGGACCCCUUGGCUCCUGGGGAUGAGGACAAACCUUACAAGUGUCAGCUGUGCCGGUCCGCCUUCCGCUACAAAGGCAACCUGGCCAGUCACCGCACGGUGCACACAGGGGAGAAGCCCUACCACUGUUCCAUCUGCGGGGCCCGCUUCAACCGGCCGGCCAACCUGAAAACGCACAGCCGCAUCCACUCCGGAGAGAAGCCGUACAAGUGUGAGACGUGCGGCUCGCGCUUCGUGCAGGUAGCGCACCUGCGCGCGCACGUGCUCAUCCACACCGGGGAGAAGCCCUAUCCCUGCCCCACCUGCGGCACUCGCUUCCGCCACCUACAGACCCUCAAGAGCCACGUUCGCAUCCACACCGGGGAGAAGCCUUACCACUGCGACCCCUGCGGCCUGCAUUUCCGGCACAAGAGUCAACUUCGGCUGCAUCUGCGCCAGAAGCACGGGGCUGCCACCAACACUAAAGUGCACUACCACAUUCUGGGGGGGCCCUAGCUGAGCGCCGCCCCGACCCCACUCGCCUCCUGGAAGCCGGCCUCCCUGUCGGCCUUGGGCAUGAGGAGAGGGGUGGUGUGCGAGGCCCCUCUGGUAUCAGAAACAGCCACCGCCUUAAAUUCUCAUGGGGGGGGGGGCGGGGGGAACAGGGAUGGCAGGUCGUGGCUUGAUCUGCCUGUUUUGCUGGUCAAAACCUCUUCCCCACAAUCGAAAUUGUCCUUGAGGAGACAGCAAGCUGGGAGCUGAGGGAGGGGAGAGACUGGAGGCCUGGAUUCCCUGAGGGAACAGUCCUCCACACCCGCGGCCCCCUCUCCGUUUGGUUUGUCUGUAAAUAUAAUUUAUUGAGGCCCGUGGGUGGCACCGGGGCCUCCAUUCGAUUGCAUUUCCCACCUCCCUCUUCCACAAGUGUGAUCCAAAGUGACCUGAAGCACAGUAUGCGAGGUCACCGCUCUGCUGGCAGAGAUUAGCACUUGGCCGCGUCCUUAGGCUUGAGUGUUUUAUGUUUAUUAUUGUCAUUAACUUUUAUCUUCGGAAUCCUUUCAUUUCUUCAAUCUGUUUGCUUGUUGGUGUGUGCAAAAUGGAGGAAGGGUUUCUGUGUGUCCUGUCUCUCCCGAUUGUAGGUCUGGAACCUUAAUUUUCUAGGGCAGCACUGGGCACGUGUGAGUUUGUGGCGUUGGGUCAGGAACCCUCUCCGGUAUUCUGGAUAAUGUAGGUUCUCUAGCAGGCUGGAACUGGCUAUAGACUUUUUUCUCUGUUUUCAAGACUUCGAGGAAGCUUUAUGGUGAGCCUGACGGGGAAGUAGGAAGUGUUUCCUGGGGGCUGUGGAUGUGGGGGCUUUGUCGGUGUUGGAGCUAGGGGGAAUGAUUGGAGAGGCUUUCUCUUAUGGCCCUAACCUUCCCAAGAGUCUGGCCACCUGGGUUUGGCUGCACUCUGUCUGUCUGGCAUGAACUGGGCUGUAUUUGAGCCCAGAAUCUUCCCACUGGGGCUUGUGCUUAGCACUGAGUUGAUCCCUCCAUGAGGGAGAGAUCUGAAAUUCCUUAUCAGAGAUGAUGCAAGCUUUUUGGGUUCUGCCCAGCCUCUAAGAAUGGUAUGACCUGCGGGGGAAUUAUGAAACUCUUUAUCUUGACUAACAGCUGAGUCACGACCAGUCCUUUACUGUAGAUGUGUCUGGAUUUGAAUGUUCCUUGGGAUUCUGUCUACAGGAGACAAACCCCUUCUCCCUUUGGUGAGCUUUUGGGCAUUUGUGGCAAGUGUUCAGAUUCCAGAAACAUCUUUGCCUUGAGAAGUCACAGGUGCUUAGUAACUUUGUUACUUUCGAGAAGCCAGGUCUGUGACCUGGCCUUCCUGCCACUGUGUUCCUGUCUGAAACCAGCGAAGGCAGCAGGACCUUCCACAGGGAGAGAAAUGGGGCUGAGUUCCAUUCUGGAUUUGCUAGAGUUUGGGAUUAUGAUUGGGAUUGCUGUUGGGAUUAGAGAUUUAAAAGAUUAAUUGACUGAUGGACCUUCCAACUGACCGAAUAUCUGGGGAGGACUGAGAGAUUGGUAGGUUGGUUGAGGGGCAGUCUCCGGUGCAGGCCAAGCAGGUGGAAAGUUGGGAAUGGAGUUGCCUCUUAACUGGAUGGGAUGUCUGGAAUGUGAGAUGAUACCCUAGGGCCUUGAUUUACAGUCCUUCCCCUCCUUGGGAGCUCUUCGAUUGCAGGGUGUGGCGUGGAGCUGGCUCAAGAUAGGUCAAGUACUAAUCGCUUCUGCUUGAGGCCAGGUGAGAAAGCAACUUUUCUUGAUCUUUCCCUCUAACUCCCCGCCACAGAGUUGAGAGCAGAAGAGAGAUAGGAGAAGGAACCAUGAUUUUUUUUUUUUUUUUUUUUUUUUUUUAAGUCAACUGGUUGGGCAGGUGGAGAGCGCCCAGGGGUGGAAAUGUUAGAUCCUGCAAGAUCAGAAUGUUGGAAUAAAGAAGCCUCUCUGUGCUGC